Miniopterus natalensis is the source of this 2433-nucleotide messenger RNA. The record is from RefSeq and is a predicted model, not a curated record. NCBI's taxonomy places the organism in Eukaryota, Metazoa, Chordata, Mammalia, Chiroptera, Miniopteridae.
CGACGCAGCGCGAUGACGUAGUUCCCCGACAUCCCACGUCCAAGAUGGCCGCAGUCGGCAAGGAGAGACGUCGCUGAGGGGUUUGCCUGAGGCGAGGGGAUUCUGACAUUUUCAGAGAAUCUUUUGAAAAGAACAAGUCUACUUCAAUAAAUGAAGGAGAAUAAAGAAAAUUCAAGCCCUUCAGUCACCUCGGCAAACCUGGACCACACAAAACCAUGUUGGUACUGGGAUAAGAAAGACUUGGCUCAUACACCCUCUCAACUAGAAGGACUCGAUCCAGCCACUGAGGCCCGGUACCGCCGAGAGGGGGCUCGGUUCAUCUUCGAUGUGGGCACACGGUUGGGACUACACUAUGAUACCCUGGCAACUGGAAUAAUUUAUUUUCAUCGCUUUUAUAUGUUUCAUUCCUUCAAGCAGUUCCCAAGAUAUGUAACAGGAGCUUGUUGUCUCUUUCUGGCUGGGAAAGUAGAAGAAACACCCAAAAAGUGUAAAGAUAUCAUCAAAACAGCUCGUAGUUUAUUAAAUGAUGUACAGUUUGGCCAGUUUGGAGAUGAUCCAAAGGAAGAAGUAAUGGUCCUGGAGAGAAUCUUACUACAGACUAUAAAGUUUGAUUUACAGGUAGAACAUCCAUACCAGUUCCUGCUCAAAUAUGCAAAACAACUCAAAGGUGAUAAAAACAAAAUUCAAAAGUUGGUUCAAAUGGCAUGGACAUUUGUAAAUGACAGUCUCUGCACGACCCUGUCACUGCAGUGGGAGCCAGAGAUCAUAGCCGUGGCAGUGAUGUAUCUUGCGGGACGUUUGUGCAAAUUUGAAAUACAAGAAUGGACCUCUAAACCCAUGUAUCGGAGAUGGUGGGAGCAGUUUGUGCAAGAUGUCCCUGUGGAUGUUCUGGAAGACAUCUGCCACCAAAUCCUGGAUCUUUACUCACAAGGAAAACAGCAGAUGCCUCAUCACACACCUCAUCAGCUGCAUCAGCCCCCAUCGCUCAAUCCUACACCACAAGUGCCACCAGUUCCACCGUCACAGUCUGCUCAAGGCUCUGAACCACCACAGCCCCAGCAAAAGGACACACAGCCAUCAGCCCAGCCACCACCACCGCCACAGCAAGCCCAGCAGCCCAAGAAACCAUCCCCGCAGCCUAGCCCUCCCCGCCAAGUGAAACGAGCCACGGUUGUUUCUCCCAAAGAAGAGAACAAAGCAGCAGAACCACCACCACCUAAAAUCCCCAAAAUCGAGACCACUCACCCUCCAUUGCCUCCGGCCCACCCACCACCAGACCGGAAGCCUCCCCUCUCGGCUGCCUUAGGUGAGGCUGAGCCGCCAGGCCCUGUGGAUGCCAGUGACCUCCCCAAAGUCCAGAUUCCUCCUCCGGCCCACCCGGCCCCUGUGCACCAGCCACCACCGCUGCCACACCGGCCACCGCCACCGCCACCCUCCAGCUACAUAACCGGGAUGUCCACCACCAGCUCCUACAUGUCUGGAGAGGGCUACCAGAGCCUGCAGUCCAUGAUGAAGACCGAGGGCCCCUCUUAUGGUGCCCUGCCCCCAGCCUACGGCCCGCCAGCUCACCUGCCCUACCACCCACACGUCUACCCCCGCCUGGGCCUGCCCCCAGCUAGCUACCCACCUCCAUCUGUCCCACCUGGGGGACAGCCACCCGUGCCCCCACCUAUCCCCCCACCUGGCAUGCCUCCAGUCGGGGCCCUGGGGCGCGCAGCCUGGAUGAGAUAGCCUGACGCCUCCGCCCCCCCCCUUUGUUUUUUUUAACAAGUUUUUUUAAUUAACUUGAAGAGUAGUUGGAUUAAGUAGCAGGGUACCUUGCAUAAUGCUAGACAGUUGCAGUAUGGGAAGAUGUGGACCAGCCCGAGAAGUGAAACCAGGUGGCCCUCUACACCUGGAGAGCAGGGACAGCCUCGGCAGCGCCCGGGGCCACCAGGCUGUGCUGGUGUCGGCUGAGGGCAGGAGUCCUGCACUGGGUGACUCUACUAGUGAACAUGCUAACCAGCCAUAUUGGCUCAAUACAUAGCUUCCGUAAGGAGUGAAUUUCCUUCUAGAAAUCAGUGCCUAUUUUUCCUGGAUACACAGUUUUAAACAGUCCAGUUCCAUCUGAAGUCAAGCUGUCAUCAUCACUUUCAUUCUGUGUUCUCUCCCAUGACAUCAGUUGCUCAAAAAAACCCCUUUUUUGAUUUAGAGAUAUUUACAUCUUUGUAUUAAAGUUAUUUUGAAGGGGUUGCCUGGUUGGAUGGCUUUUUCUUCUUCCGGGAAGAAGGGGAGGAAUGCACUUGGAAAGUAACGUAUGUUUACAUCAAUCUGCAAAUUCCUGUACAUAGAGAUAUAUUUUUUAAGUGUGAAUGUAACAACAUACUGUGAAUUCCAUCCUGGUUACAAACGGGACUCCUUCAGUCAGUCAUCCAAAUAAAAGCAGUUCUGAAA